UCCAAACAAAAUUGAAAGCAUGAAUAUAUUUUCAGAUGUGAACAAAAUUUGAAAAUACAAACAUUUUUUAAAUCUGUGAAUAAUUUUUGAAAAUAUGAACAAUUUUUUGAAACUCCGAACAAAAAUUGAAAACAUGAUCAUUUUUGAGAUGUGAACAAAAUUUGAAAAUACGAACGUUUUUUGAAUCUAUGAACAUUUUUUGAUAAUACGAACAAUUUGAAAGAAAACAAAUUGUUGACAAAUGCGAACAUUUUCUAAAAAUACGAACAUUUCCUAAAAUUCAAGGACAUUUUUAAAUUUUUGAUUAUUUUUAAAAGGGCAGUUUUUAAAUUCUCGAACACUUUAGUGUGAACAUUUUUUAAAGUUGUGAACAAUUUUUGAAAAAAAUGAGAACAAUGUUUGAUUGGGAACAGUUUUUUGAAACACUGAACAAUUUUCAAAAACAAGAAGCAUUUUUUAAUUUCGAACAAUAUUUGAAUUCUCGAACUUAUUUCGAAAUAAAAAGAAAAAGGUAAAUAAAGAAAAGAAAAGAAAAACAAAACAGAUAAAACAAAAAUGAAAAUGUAAAAAAGAAACUGAAACAGAAAAUAAAAGGAAAAUACCCCGCUUUAGGAAGCUUCUAGAAAUGGAUAAAAACCGUCUGGGAAACUUCUAGAAAGUUCCCAAAACCGGAACUGCCUACAGCGGGAGAUGGUCCGGCCCACUUUAUCGCGCCCCUGUGGGAUCGGUCGACUGUUUGACGCAGAGAGCGUCAAAUAGGGUUUUCUGCGAAACUCCCCUCGCCGCCGUCCCUGUCCGCUCGACCACCCCACGCGGCAUGCUCCACCAGCUCCGGCACCCACAACCGGGGCGGCGGGGCGUAGGAAUAGCCGGCAGCGAAGGUUCUUCCCUGGACCCCUCGGUGGUGGGUGAGCUCGACGGGGAGCCGCGCCACCACUGAACGCCGAUUCGGGAUAGAAGCAUUCACUUACGCCCCAGGCUGCAGAUGAAGGAUAGGUAAAAGCCUUAUGUGUGGACACCCUGUGAUAAGUGACCUUUACUUCUACAUACAUGAACAAGAAUUGAUGGAAACUUCAAAUCUGCCAAGUGCCAAGUCUAAUUGUCCAAAUACCUGGCAAUGAGGAGUCCCUGUCGUCCUGCAUUUUUCUAUGUACAAGGAACUGCAAGCCUGUCAAGUCUGUUGUCCUAAUGCCUGAUAAAUAAGGAGGCUCUAUCAUCUUCCAUUUGUCUCUGCACAGAAAAAGCAACGACAAUUAUUGGAGUUAUACAUAGCUUAUACGCAUGGCUAGUUACUUGAUGCCGACUUCAUGAAGCAGUCAAGGAAUCGCUAGAAUUACUAUAAGCCUCGGGCCGGCUGAUGCCGUCUAGUUUUUAAUAUUUUGGUUGAUGUAACCAGACUCCAAAGCUGACUGAGUAUGCAUUGAAACCACAAUGGCAUUCGACCUGCUUUACAAGUUGCAGUAUAAAUGAAUAAUGUUAGGACUAGAGGGAAGUUGAGCUUCUUGUUUUUCUGCAAUACUGCGACUAAUGGCAGGUUUUAUUGAUACAGUUUUGAAAUUGCUUGCAAAGACUAAUGCCUCAAAAUAAGAUUAAAAGACUAAUCCAAAAAGAGGAAGCAUUUAAUGGACUUGCGGAAUGAUCUCUUGGGCAGCAAGUUGCUUCGUAGUCUUUCCAGCAGGGGAAGACACUAUCUGUGGCAAGUGACUUGUUAAACCAUGGACGGUUGCAUUUAAGGGCUUUCGACACUAUAAUUACUGUUUUUUGUCCGAUGAGCACAAUCAAAGAAGCUGGCCUGCCCCUGCGAAGGGUGAUACUUUAAAUAAUGGAACCUAAUGCAUUGAUAAUUAUGCUUAUCAGAGAGAAGGAAAUUCAAGAUAUAUGCAUGAUGCUAGGUGGGAUGAACAGAAUGGUAUUCCGGCACAAAAUUCGCUCUCAUGGCGUACCUCUUUAAUAUGCAAUCUGAAGGCUUGUGUCCAAAUUAGACGGCAUGGAAUAUGUUGGUCUGACUUCCCAGGUGCUCUUGAUAAAGUUUGCUUCGUUUGAAAGAAUCCUUAACCGAUCUGAAAGAUAUAUCCAAGGCUUUCAGGAUAUUUUUUAAGCAUGUCACCAGGAGGUACCUUUCCAGCUUUCCUUGUCAAACUCUUGCUAACUCUGUUUCGUUUAUCUGUACAAGUUUUAUAUAGUAGUACUUGUAAAAUAGUACAAUAGAAAAUAGCACUAGUCACACUCGGUUCUGAUGGUGUAUAAUGGACUGGUUCUGCAUUCUGAUGUGGUCAAGCCAUCAAGGUAUGACCAAAAUGCCUUUUCGUCCAAGCAAAAGUAACCAAAUCACACAUCUAUACCAUCGGGAACAUCCCUUAGAGCAGUAAUUGUAUUCUCUAGAAAACUGCGAGCAAUACUUAUCUAGGUUUGUGUGAACAAGUCUCCUUGUAAAAAAAUGUUUUUUCAUGCCUGGGAGGUCAAGUAAUCUGCAAAUGUAGACUAGUUCUAGGCAUGUGAUGGAGUUCAGCAUGUAAAAAUACUAAUGAAUCUGUUGUCGUGGUCAUCACUUUUCCAGUUCCCCACAAAUGUUGUCCAGAACACAUAAAUUCUUGCUGAAGGGUAAUUUUGAUGAACAGCAGCAAAUUCCUAGUUACCUUCUUCAAUACAUAUACAUUCAGAAACUCAUGCUUCAUUUGUGUGAUUGACGAAAUGAGAAUGCUUUCUCUAGUUGGCGCUGUGGUGCUGCUGCUGCUCAGGGGCAGCAUAACACUGGCGACAGCAGCAAGUUCCGUGAACAUCGCUUUGCCCGGCUGCAAGAGCAAAUGCGGCGAUGUGGACAUCCCGUACCCCUUCGGCACCACCCCCGGCUGCUACCAGCCGGGCUUCAUGGUCACCUGCAAUGAGACGCACCGUCCGCCAAAGCUGUUCCUGGACAACGGUGCCAUUCCUGGUCCUGGCCCUGAGGUUGUGGAGGUAUCCCUGGCGAACAGCACGGUGCGCGUCGGGAGCUGGGUUUCGCACUUCGUCGUGGGCAACACGAGCCACGUGCAGCUGGCCUUCAGCCGAGGCUCCCCCUUCGUGCUGUCGGCCAAGGCGAACAGCCUCGUCAUCGUGGGGUGUGGCUUCCGUGUCCUCCUGCACAUCGUUGAUGGGUGGACAUAUGGCUCCUGCGCGUCCUUCUGUCCGAUCAAUAACAGCACCGGCGAGCCGUUCUUGCCCGACGUCGUGUGCAACGGCAUAGGCUGCUGCCAGCCGUCCAUCCCGAUUGGCCUUCGGUCCUGUCGUAUCGAGCUCUCCUCGCUCGACGGUGCUGGCGGGUGCCCGAUCGCCCCGUCCCCGUCCCCGGCUCCGGCGUUCAACGUGAGCGUGCACAUGGUGGAGCAGGAGUGGUGGAGCGACGGGUCACACGUUUAUGGUCUUCAGCAAUACUUCAUGGACCUCCUGUCUUACCCUGACAUGAGCCCGUUCUUCGUUCCUGCCAUUGCGGCCUGGGGGUUGGGCGAGUUAUCCUGCGAAGAGGCCGCCCAGAGGCCAGAUUUUGGGUGCCACAGCAAGAACAGUAUGUGUCUCAACUCCACAAAUGGCGCCGAAGGCUAUGUCUGCCGGUGCAGUGACGGCUACCAGGGCAAUCCUUACAUGACAAAUGGAUGCCAAGGAGGGCGAGGUCGUCUAGCAGCUGGAAUAAUUUUCUCCAUAGGAGUUGGCAGCGGCAUAAUUAUUUUGCUUCUAGUUCUUGCUGUUGUCUUUGCUAUAAAAAAGGUCAAGGAUCAGAAAGCAAAGAUGAUGAAGGAAUAUUUCUUCAAGCAAAACCGUGGGUUAUUGCUCCAGCAGUUAGUAGACACAGAUAUAGCUGAAAGGAUGAUUUUCAGCUUAGAAGAGCUUGAGACAGCAACAAAUAAAUUUGAUGAAGCUCGCAUUCUCGGUGGUGGAGGGCACGGCACGGUCUACAAAGGCAUUUUAUCAGAUCAACACGUUGUUGCUAUAAAGAAGUCCAAAACCGUAAUCAAAAGAGAGAUCGACGAGUUCAUAAAUGAAGUCGCCAUCCUUUCUCAAAUCAAUCACAGGAAUGUGGUAAAGCUGUUUGGUUGCUGUCUCGAGACAGAAGUUCCAUUGCUAAUCUACGAGUUCAUUUCCAAUGGUACCCUCUAUGCCCAUCUUCAUACUGAUGGUCCUCAAUCACUAUCAUGGAAAGACAGAUUACGAAUUGCAUAUGAAGUUGCAAGUUCUUUGGCCUAUCUUCACUCGGCUGCUUUGAUAUCAACAAUCCACAGGGACAUCAAGACAUCUAACAUACUGCUAGAUGAUCGCUUGACGGCAAAAGUGUCAGACUUUGGCGCUUCUAGAGGUAUUGCAAUUGACCAAUCAGGGGUAACAACCGCCAUCCAAGGAACUUAUGGAUAUCUGGAUCCUGAGUACUACUACACAGGCCGACUGACGGAGAAGAGCGAUGUUUACAGCUUCGGUGUCAUGCUUGUGGAACUACUUACAAGAAAAAAACCAACCAGCUACGUGCCGUCAGAAGGCGUCAGUCUAGUAGCACACUUCAUGUUGCUGUUGAACCAAGAUAGACUGAGUGAAAUACUAGAUUCACAGGUUUCCCAGGAGGCUGGGGAUGAAGCCAAGGAAGUAGCGGCAAUCGCAGCAAUGUGCUUGGGGAUGAAGGGGGAAGACAGGCCGACCAUGCGGUACGUGGAAACGAAACUCCAGGGGCUGCAGAGUUUGGAGAACACCGUGAAGGGCGACCCAGAAAUGGAAGAAGUUCCGGUUAAACUACGCCACAGAACAUUUGAAAGAAGCAGAGACAAUGCUGAUAAGGAGGGUCACAGUAACAGCAGGCGAUAUAGCAUGGAGGAGGCGAUGUUGUUUUCAGCGAGCUUGCAGCGAUGAUCUUGAGGACAUUCUUCAUUGGAUUAUGUGGUCUCUCUGUGCGCUUCUGAAAUUCAUCAUAAAGUUCUGCUGUGAGAGCUGUGGUAGUUCCGCUUUAUGUAAUUAUCAAAAUAUCUCGAGUAAUGGCGCAGGUAUACGCUCCGGCACGUGUGUUUAUAUCUGGAAAUACACUUGAACUUUAUGUAGUUCUUACAGCUGAAUUUACAUUUGUAUUUGUUGUGCAAUUGAUGCAAUCGUAUAACACAUAGAGGUGUAG
Messenger RNA from Aegilops tauschii subsp. strangulata, 5125 nucleotides. Lineage: Eukaryota; Viridiplantae; Streptophyta; Magnoliopsida; Poales; Poaceae. The record is from RefSeq and is a predicted model, not a curated record.